AUGAUUCAUAAAGUUGACGAGAAUCUCAGUAAAGAAACGCACAAUGGCAGGUUUGACUACAAGGUGAAAGAGGAUGGGGGUUCUACCGUUCAAAUCGAGACAUAUCACCGCAACAUAAAAAUGUCGGAUUUGAAAGAAGAUCAGUUCAAUGCAUUUUGCUUCCAAGGUGAAUACGGGCAAGAUCACAUUACAGAAUUAAAGAAAUUGAAGGCUACAAUCGACUGCAUACGCAAUGCAAAGACCGUGUCGAAAAAUAUUUAUCUGAAAUCAUACGGAAGUAAAGCACAAUUUGACAAGAAGAUGGCUGAAACUGAAUAUCUAGCAGAUGUUACCAGAGGCAUGUUGUCAGAUAUUUUUGACAAACAAGAAACCAAGCCUGAGGAUUAUCAGUGGAUCCAGAGGAAUUUAUACAAUGGUUAUGCGGACGUCAAUCAUCCAGGGACCCAGAACAGCCUUUUGAAAUCAGCAACAGCAGACAGCUCGGAAAUAAGCUAUCUAGAAGGUUAUUUGCAAGCUAUACGGGUUUGUCUUGGAAACAGAUCAGCAACAAAACAAGAACGGAUUGUCUUGAGUUUGGGGAGGGCUGAGCAAGCCGGCUUUACGAUCACCAAGGAUGAAGUUGAUCUAGUAGAAAAGAUUUCUAAGAUGUCUCACACUAUAAUCAAUCCCGACAGCGAGGUCCUGCUUUCAGGCGCAGAGAAGGAACUAUUGGGAAAGAUUUCUCUUAAUACAAUUUCAGUUAGACGAACAAAUUAUAUAAACAGGCUGAGGAAGGAAUUUAAAGUACUCCAGAGGGAACUAAAAUCAGGGCAACAUAAACAGGAAGAUUUGGAGCUUAUCAUUGAGGCACUCAAAGAAUUAUAUUUCAAGGAAGCAAAAGGCCAAUUAUGGACAGGAGAUGAUGAGACAUUGCUGAUCAAUCUGAAGAGGUUAAGCAGAGAUCUAACAGUAGGGGGGCUUGAACAACUUGUGAAAAAUCUCAGAAACCAGAAAGCUUACAAUGUACUGAAAGGCAAAGCAGUUAUCCCAAGAACUCCAGAUGAGAUUCAGCUUCUGAACAAAUUGAGGAAAAACAUUAAAACAUAUCAAGAAAUUCCCCCAGAGAAAAAUACAGAAGAGCUUACAGAACAAGAGACUGCUGAAGUUGAAAAAUUAGCAAAUCAGUAUUAUUGGAUGAAGCAGCAGCUUUGGAAAAAUAGGGAAUAUGAUCCAGUAGGAAGUGUAAUGCAAGCAAUGAAGAAUGAGGUUCUCUCCUUGCAGAAGCUAUCAAUUGAAUUCUUGGAAUCAAGAAGAGAAGCACUAGAUUCCAGUCAAGAGAUCCUCUUAAAAAAGUUAAAACAUGGGAUUCCAGAAUUGAAAAUUGGAGGAGUGGCCAUGUCAACAACUGAAAAGGAAGUAAGAAAACAUGAAAUAGAUCUACCUCAUUGUGACAAAAUACAAAGACUUGAGGAGUCACUCAGAUCUUCAAAUGAUAUUGAAUUCAUCAAAGAUUACACUGUCAAACAAAAGCAUCAAAUGUUCUAA
Puccinia triticina is the source of this 1524-nucleotide messenger RNA. RefSeq lists its product as uncharacterized. NCBI's taxonomy places the organism in Eukaryota, Fungi, Basidiomycota, Pucciniomycetes, Pucciniales, Pucciniaceae. The record is from RefSeq and is a predicted model, not a curated record. The transcript has 2 exons. The coding region runs from base 1 to 1524 and encodes 507 amino acids.